AUGCCUGGUCCAACGGCAACAGCAACACGCGAGAGAGUGGUAGCACUGCGACAGGAGGGCUACAAGCAGACUGAUAUCGCAGAAGUCCUAGGGAUAUCACAGAGUGCAGUCUCUAAGAUCCUGAAACGUCAACGUGAGGCGGGGAAUGUGCGGCCACGGAAAUCUCCAGGACGUCCCAGAUUGACCACAAGAAGAGAUGAUCGCCAACUGUUGAAUUUCAGCCGCAGAAACCGGAAAUUGUCCACGAGCGUCUUCGUCGCUUGUGGAGGAGAUAUCAUGGGAUCAACGUUUCCUGGUCAACCGUUAAUCGCAGAUUGCUCCAACAUGGUUACCGAGCACGACGGUUGA
Lytechinus pictus (painted urchin) is the source of this 348-nucleotide messenger RNA. RefSeq names its product paired box protein 6 homolog. The record is from RefSeq and is a predicted model, not a curated record. Gene Ontology annotation, molecular function: DNA binding. Lineage: Eukaryota; Metazoa; Echinodermata; Echinoidea; Temnopleuroida; Toxopneustidae. Gene Ontology annotation, biological process: regulation of DNA-templated transcription. The transcript has a single exon. The coding region runs from base 1 to 348 and encodes 115 amino acids.